Messenger RNA from Peromyscus californicus insignis, 270 nucleotides. RefSeq names its product C-C motif chemokine ligand 1 (gene Ccl1). Gene Ontology annotation, biological process: positive regulation of ERK1 and ERK2 cascade; G protein-coupled receptor signaling pathway; cellular response to type II interferon. The transcript is spliced from 3 exons. Gene Ontology annotation, molecular function: CCR chemokine receptor binding; chemokine activity. NCBI's taxonomy places the organism in Eukaryota, Metazoa, Chordata, Mammalia, Rodentia, Cricetidae. Bases 1 to 270 code for a protein of 89 amino acids. Gene Ontology annotation, cellular component: extracellular region. The record is from RefSeq and is a predicted model, not a curated record.
AUGAAACUCAUCACCAUGGCCCUGGUGUGCCUGCUGCUGGCUGCAAUGUGGCCACAAGAUGUGACCAGCAAGAGCAUGCACGUGCCCUCCGCUAGAUGCUGCUUCGAUUUUCUGGAGAGAUUACCUUCCCAGAAGUUAAUCCGGUGUUAUAGAAACACCAGCCCCACCUGUUCCCACCCAGCUGUUAUAUUCAGGCUGAAGAAAGGCCAAGAAAGCUGUGCCUUGAGUUCAAAGGUUCAAGAUUACCUGAAGAAGUUAAAACCCUGCUAG